UCAAAAUUAAUUUUCUUUUCAAAUUUCGGUUCUAAAUUUCUCUUCAAAUUUGUGAAUCUUAACACAAGUACUGAGAGAAUGAAGAUGCAGGAAGAAAAACUGAUCGAAGCCUCUCUUGGAGCGAUCUCCAGUCGGGUCCAGGAAGUCAAAGAUUCUUUACAGGCUUUCUUGGCCAAACUAGAAAUGGAACAAAUGAAUUGGCCAUCAAUGCUAGAUAACUUUGCUCUUCUAUCAGGUCAAGUCAGAACUUUAACAAAACUACUAAAAGGUGACAAGACACCUCUACUAAGAGACCUUGUAUUGCUUCCCAUUCUGGUGCAGCAAGAAACUGACCCUGACAUACAGAAAGCAACCCAAGGAAGAAUACAGGCAUUUAAUCAUGAAGUGGUUCCAGAUUAUUUACGAACAAAGUAUGAACCUGAAGUCGAAGAAUAUGAACAGAAAUUAGUUGCUGUUGCCUCAAACUUAAAUCCUGAUUCUGCACAGAGACAAAUAACUCAGUUUAAUGACAUCAUUGGUGGUCUAACAGACAUGAUUACAAAUGCCAAAGAAGAAUGGGAAGGUGAACAAAACUUGGCUGCAAGAACAACACCAGUAGCCAACCCAGACUUAGACAACCUAGUUGCAGCCAUAACGUUUGGAAAAGGAGUAAAACCAACAAAGGCAGCUAAUAGCAAAUCAAAAUCUAAAGGAUCUCCAGGAACUUUUGCAGAUCAAGGUACUUCUGGGUGGCAAGGCUCCAAGGACCAAUCUGGCAAAAUGUCAAGCUCUGUCAAAAAUGAACUCAAAGCAGUAUCUAGUCCACAUCCAUAUGCUGCACGCCCACCAAGUAGAACAGGAAGUAGUCAUUCAUAAACUACAUUCAUUUUAUAUGUUUAUAAAAACUCCAAUGUAUAUAGAUAUUAUAUAUAUUUUAGGUUUGAAAAUUAAUGUCUACGUCUAUACUUUACAGUAGGUAGCUAAAUAUAAAAUUUGAAGGUUAUGGUGUAUGAAAUAAUUAUUUAUAUUUUAAUCUCUAGAUAAAUAAAAUAAUAUUUCAACUCUU
Molecule: messenger RNA, 1045 nt
Organism: Actinia tenebrosa (Australian red waratah sea anemone)
Lineage: Eukaryota; Metazoa; Cnidaria; Anthozoa; Actiniaria; Actiniidae
Product: mediator of RNA polymerase II transcription subunit 8-A
Biological process (GO): regulation of transcription by RNA polymerase II
Cellular component (GO): mediator complex; core mediator complex
Molecular function (GO): transcription coregulator activity; RNA polymerase II cis-regulatory region sequence-specific DNA binding
Source: RefSeq, a predicted model, not a curated record